AUGGCAGCUCAGGAAAAUGGACACGCAUCGGCAGCUUCAUCAGAUACUAGCAAAGGUGGUCUGAUCCGGAACAGCGCUCGGAAAGCCAAGCCGCGACAGAAGGGCCCUAUACGAUGGUCUCUUGGACUUGUUGUGCGGCUCUGUAUUUGGUACACCCUUUUGACGCCGUUUCUUCGAUGUCCGUCCCGGUUGGACGAGUUGAGCGAGACCUCUCCGAAGGUCUGCAAGCCAUACCUGGUCGCUCGCGCACACGUGGAACCGUACCUGUCACCUUACUAUAACGCCUACGCUGUCCCCUAUGUGAAUCAGGUGCAACCAUACGUGACUAUCCUCAAUGAGCGAGUGUAUACGCCUGUCUCAAAUGCCGCCAAGCUUGGUUAUGAAGCAUAUGGCGCUCCAGCAUUGCAGCAAGCUCGCGAAAUCGGCGAGGUUCAAUGGAAGCAGCAAGUAACACCACGCCUGGAAGCUGUCCAGUCUCAAGCCCAUCAAUUGUACAUGGCCCAAAUCGAUCCUCAUAUUCAGGGAGUCGCUUCUGUUGUGUCGCCUUACUAUCGUCAAGUGGACGGACUUGCUAAGGCUGUAUACUGGAAUCAAUUGGUGCCCCUUUACACGCAUUCCCAGCCUUACAUUGGGAAGACUUAUAGUACCAGCCAAGAAAUCUUAGCAACCCAUGUCAUGCCUGGUGCCCGCUAUACCUGGUCAUCACUUGUCUAUUUUGCCAAUAGCUCCUUGUGGCCCCAUGUCACCGGUCUGUACUCUGAGCAAGUGGAGCCCCAGCUUGUAAAGAUUGGGCAGCGUCUUGCCAGCUACCGCGAAGGCAAACGACUACGCGCUGUUAUGGAUGAGAUGGAUAGCACUUCCUCUGAGCGUGCUUCCUCGACACCGGUGACUACCGCAAAGAUUGAACCUCGCACAUCUUCCACAGUGACAACUAGGCCAACUGAGCAAUCGCAGGCCGCCAAGCCCACGAUACCGGCGGAGGAGCAGACUAAGCAAGCUCGCGUCCGCAUUGAUUCCGAUCUUCAAAGAUGGCAGGAGAAAUUCGCGGCGGCGGCUGACAAGGGCAUUGAGGAUCUGGAGGAGCGCAUCGAGGAAAUCGUGUCAGCACUUGUUGAAAGUAGCGCCAAGGGUCACGGACGGAGUCUGUCAAUGGCGCUCGAGGCAGUCUCUACCGAAAAGACUGCGGUCAUCAAACAAAAAAUCAUUGAUCUAGCUGGAUCGUUGCCGAGAGAGGAUGUCCCGGAACAGGAGGAGGAAGCUCAUGACAAGCUCAUCGAUGACAUUCGUGCUUCUGCUGUUGUAGUUCGAGACCGUGCACACGCUCUCCGACAGUGGUCACUCUCCUUUGACGAAGAGUUAUCUCGACGAGUAUCUGCCGCCAUUAAUUCGACACUAGAUGUUCUGGACAGCAUUCGUGACCUGGGCCUGCAAGAGAUUGGCACGCGAUGGGCCUGGAUGGAUGAUGUCACUUACAAGGACUGGGCAAAGUACCAUGCAUUGAAGGCACAGCUUGACGAUUGGCGGGACGAGAUCCGCAGAAUUGGAAUGAACCACCAAUCUGUUGUUGUGGCACAAUCUUUGGGUGCUGCCGUUCUAGACAGCGGAAUGCGAGUCGCCGAAGAGGCCGCAAAUGAACUGAUUAGACUUAAGGAUGUCGGCAAAUGGAAAAUUGCCGCUCGUGAUGUGAGCGACAAUUUCGACUCGCGCGCGGAGUCUCCUCCUUCAUGGCCAAAGCCAAUUGUCACGACUGAUAGAGAUAGUCAAGCAUCUGCCGGCGAGGAAGACAAGGGUGAAUCUGCUGCCUCUUAUGAGGAAUCGUCGUCUUCCGCGUCCGAGGGACAAACCCCGGGAGAAACUUCCUCAAGCUCCACCACAUACAACGAGUAUGAGCAUGGCGUUGAAUCUGAGGACGUACCGGUGGCCGUCGCGAGUGUUGACGCGAGCGAACACUCGAUCGAGCCAAUUGUUGAAGAGUACCAGCACAUCACCAAAUCGGCAUUUGGCGUAGCUGCUGCAUCUUUGAACAUGAAGCAAGAGCCAAUCUUGGACGAGGAAGAGCGAGGUAUCUUUGACGAUCUCGCUGAAACAGCGGAGGACGUGUACCACGAUGCCAGAUCUGCCUUCGCAGACUCUACUGCACAGGCUAAGGUUCUGUAUGAAAUUGCCAAGUCUCAGGCUAUGGCACAGAUGUCGCAUUCAUCGAGCGCGACUGCUCACGCUGAAAUUUUGAAUUCCAUCGAAUCAGCCUACUCACGCGCUGUGCGAUAUGCUAGUAAAGAGUUCGACUCUAGACUUGGCGUUGUUUGGGCUACACCCACUCCUACCGGUCCCCUGGCUCACAUCUCUUCAGUCGCAUCCUCGCGCUUGAGCGAAGGGCUGAGCUUUGCCUCUGACCAGCUGGCACAACACACCAAGCCAGCGUCAUCAUCCGCAGGAUCGCAGCCUUUCGUUCUCGAUGCACAGCGCCGUUACUAUGAGGCUGUCGGUCUGGCGCAUGAGCACUACACCGCAUUCAUGUCAAGUGCUUCGGAUGCGGUUUAUGGCACUCCCACGCCAGCGCCCACUCCUUGGAAUUACAAAGGCGUUCUCGCUGAUGCUGACUCAAAAUAUCAGGAGGCGUCCUCGCUUGCCUCUGCUAGUCUUGCCGCAGUUGUUGGCUCCGCUAGCUCUAUGAUCUCCGCGGCCGACGAUGGUAAGGCUCAGAGCCUUGUGGAAGAUGCCUCAUCAAGAUAUCGCGCCGCUCUUUCUGCUGCGUCAUCCUCUCUUUCUCUCGUUUCGGCGUCCGCCAGCUCAGCUGUCUACGGCACCACCCCUGGCGUCAUGGCGUCUUUAUCGAGCCAAGCUUCUGUGAACUGGGAGACUCUAGUCUCUAAGGCCAGCGAGCAGGUGUAUGGUACCCCAAUGCCCUAUUAUCAAAGCAUGAUGGAGGAGCAUCUGCCGCGAUUUGACACUAUUCAGGCAGUUCUUUCCGAAGUCCUUGUUGGUCAGCAGCCCUCGUUUACGGAGAGUGUUAUUAGCAGAAUUCGGGUCGCAUUCGAGACACCUUAUCCUGCCAAGGCGGUGUCGGCUGCAUCCAGUUAUGCUAGUGAGGCUUAUGAGACGGCUUCUUCCGUCGCCAACGCCUUCAUCACUGAUGUUCCCAGCGUCGAGGACGUUGUCCAGCAGGCCAACGAGCAGCUUCAGUCAGCCGUAGAGGCCGCCAGUGUGGCCAUUUAUGGCACCCCGAAGGGUCGCUACGAACAGGCCACGGAGGCUGUUGCUGAGGCAUACUCAAGCGCCUCUGCUCAGAUCAGUGGUGCCGUAUACGGGAAGGAGCCAACCUACAUUGACAUUGCCAAGAGUAAUAUCGAGCAAAUCCAGUCCAGAGCCAGUGCCGCGAUCUAUGGUGAAGAGCCUGGUGCGGUCGAGAGUGCGACCCUCCGUCUUGCCGACGCUGUUGAAAGUGCUCAGGCCCAGCUGGCCAGCCUUGCCUCUAGCAUGAGCAGCGUGGCAUCCUCUGCGACGUUCGCAUAUGUCACUGACGUUCCUAGCGUUGAGGACAUCAUGCACCAAGUGAACAAUCAGCUUCACUCCGCUGUUGAUGCUGCUAGUGUUGGUAUUUAUGGUACUCCCAAGGGUCGUCUUGAGCAGGCCGUCGAUGCAGCAUCUGAGACAUACUCCAGUGCCUCCGCUGAAAUCAGUGGCGCUGUCUUUGGAACCGACCCUAGCUACAUCAAUGGUGCUAAAGACAACAUUGAGCAGAUUCGGUCCAAGGCCAGUCUUGCAUUUUACGGCGAGGAACCUGGUGCGAUGGAACACGCCACCAGCCGCCUCGCCGCCGCUGUGGAAAGUGCACAGUCGCGCCUGGCAGGUUUGGCUACUGAAGCAACCAGUGGAGCUUCAGUGGCCAUGGAGACAGCCGCGUCUCAGGCCAACCAAGUGACAAGAACCAUCAGAGCCAGUGUCUCGUCUUUGGCGAAAGACGAACUCUAG
Messenger RNA from Penicillium diatomitis, 3972 nucleotides. RefSeq lists its product as uncharacterized. Gene Ontology annotation, biological process: protein transport. The coding region runs from base 1 to 3972 and encodes 1323 amino acids. Lineage: Eukaryota; Fungi; Ascomycota; Eurotiomycetes; Eurotiales; Aspergillaceae. The record is from RefSeq and is a predicted model, not a curated record. The transcript has 3 exons.